Perkinsus marinus ATCC 50983 is the source of this 87-nucleotide messenger RNA. RefSeq lists its product as hypothetical. The transcript is spliced from 3 exons. The record is from RefSeq and is a predicted model, not a curated record. NCBI's taxonomy places the organism in Eukaryota, Perkinsozoa, Perkinsida, Perkinsidae. The coding region runs from base 1 to 87 and encodes 28 amino acids.
AUGCAGGAGCCGUCGGAGGUCAAGACGCANNNNCUCGAGCUUGAACACGAUGCAUGGUUGACUCUCUGUGUUGGAUCUAGCGCUUAG